AUGAUUCCUGAGGGUCUUGACAAAAGGCCCUUGAAGGAUAUCAUUGGUGAGAUUGUGGAGCACAAGUUUAACUGUGUGCGUCUCACCUACGCAAUCUACAUGUGGACACGUUAUGUCCACGACAAUGUCAAUGCCACGUUUACCUCUUUGGAUGUACCAGGUGUGGUCCAAGGCAUUGCCAAGAACAACCCUUUUGUGUUAUCCAUGACACAUGUUCAGGUCUUUGAUUACGUUGUUCGUGAACUUGGGAUUCAGAAUGUGAAAGUGUUACUUGAUAACCACGUGAGUGAGCCAAAGUGGUGUUGUAAUGACGAUGAUGAGAACGGUUUCUUCCAUGAUAGACAUUUUAAUCCUCAAGAAUGGGUGUAUGGCCUUACUCGGCAGACCAAACACUUUAAUGGAAACCAUGUUAUUGUAGCAAUGAGCUUGAGGAAUGAAUUGCAUGGUCCACGCCAAAAUUUGUAUGACUGGUACAGGUACAUGAGCAAAGCAGCAGUGUCUAUACACAAGACAAACCCAAAUGUGCUUGUGGUUAUCUCCGGAUUGAAUUAUGAUACUGAGUUGCAGUUCUUAAAGAGUAAACCAUUGAAGAUAGAUUUGGGUAAGAAAAUGGUGUUUGAGACACAUUUGUAUUCAUGGUCUGGAAUUGGAACACUGAAAUUGAGAGAGAUAUGGACAAAGCAACCAGUGAAUAGGAUAUGUGCCGAUAACAUUAAAGGGAUAGAGGACAGAGCUGGAUUCCUCACAACUGGCAAGAAUGCAGUUCCUUUGAUUUUUACAGAGUUUGGGUUUAACGAGGUAGGUUCUUCAGUGGAGGACAACAGGUUCUUGACAUGCCUUCAAACUUAUCUUGUUGGGAAAGAUUUGGACUGGGGUUUGUGGGCUUUUCAAGAUGAAGGCACAGGACAACGUGCGAAGUUGGCAUGUGCCAAUUGGGCUGGCCACCUCCAACCAAUGAUUCCUGAGGGUCUUGACAAAAGGCCCUUGAAGGAUAUCAUUGGUGAGAUUGUGGAGCACAAGUUUAACUGUGUGCGUCUCACCUACGCAAUCUACAUGUGGACACGUUAUGUCCACGACAAUGUCAAUGCCACGUUUACCUCUUUGGAUGUACCAGUGUUACUUGAUAACCACGUGAGUGAGCCAAAGUGGUGUUGUAAUGACGAUGAUGAGAACGGUUUCUUCCAUGAUAGACAUUUUAAUCCUCAAGAAUGGGUGUAUGGCCUUACUCCGGCAGCCAAACACUUUAAUGGAAACCAUGUUAUUGUAGCAAUGAGCUUGAGGAAUGAAUUGCAUGGUCCACGCCAAAAUUUGUAUGAUCGGUACAGGUACAUGAGCAAAGCAGCAGUGUCUAUACACAAGACAAACCCAAAUGUGCUUGUGGUUAUCUCCGGAUUGAAUUAUGAUACUCGAGUGAAUAGGAUAUGUGCCGAUAACAUUAAAGGGAUAGAGGACAGAGUUGGAUUCCUCACAACUGGCAAGAAUGCGGUUCCUUUGAUUUUUACAGAGUUUGGGUUUAACGAGGUAGGUUCUUCGGUGGAGGACAACGGGUUCUUGACAUGCCUUCAAACUUAUCUUGUUGGGAAAGAUUUGGACUGGGGUUUGUGGGCUUUUCAAGAUGAAGGCACAGGACAACGUGCGAAGUUGGCAUGUGCCAAUUGGGCUGGCCACCUCCAACCAAUGAUUCCUGAGGGUCUUGACAAAAGGCCCUUGAAGGAUAUCAUUGGUGAGAUUGUGGAGCACAAGUUUAACUGUGUGCGUCUCACCUACGCAAUCUACAUGUGGACACGUUAUGUCCACGACAAUGUCAAUGCCACGUUUACCUCUUUGGAUGUACCAGGUGUGGUCCAAGGCAUUGCCAAGAACAACCCUUUUGUGUUAUCCAUGACACAUGUUCAGGUCUUUGAUUCUGUUGUUCGUGAACUUGGGAUUCAGAAUGUGAAAGUGUUACUUGAAAACCACGUGAGUGAGUCAAAGUGGUGUUGUAAUGACGAUGAUGAGAACGGUUUCUUCCAUGAUAGACAUUUUAAUCCUCAAGAAUGGGUGUAUGGCCUUACUCUGGCAGCCAAACACUUCAAUGGAAACCAUGUUGUAUCAAUGAGCUUGAGGAAUGAAUUGCAUGGUCCACGCCAAAAUUUGUAUGACCGGUACAGGUACAUGAGCAAAGCGAGCAGUGUCUAUACACAAGACAAACCAAAAUGUGCUUGUGGUUAUCUCCGAUUGAAUUAUGAUACUGAGUUGCGGUUCUUAAAGAGUAAACCAUUGAAGAUAGAUUUGGGUAAGAAAAUGGUGUUUGAGACACAUUUGUAUUCAUGGUCUGGAAUUGGAACACCGAAAUUGAGAGAGAUAUGGACAAAGCAACCAAGUGAAUAG
Messenger RNA from Sphenostylis stenocarpa, 2370 nucleotides. NCBI's taxonomy places the organism in Eukaryota, Viridiplantae, Streptophyta, Magnoliopsida, Fabales, Fabaceae. The record is from the annotation of a GenBank genome assembly.